Molecule: messenger RNA, 576 nt
Organism: Gongylonema pulchrum
Lineage: Eukaryota; Metazoa; Nematoda; Chromadorea; Rhabditida; Gongylonematidae
Source: the annotation of a GenBank genome assembly
AUGAUAUUGCAGGGUCACCAGAAGGCAUUCAUUGGACAUUUAGCACCGCCAUUCUCCGGCACGGCUGUAAUGGACAGCGAUUUUAAGACUGUAUCAUUGUCGGAUUACAAGGACAAAUAUCUCGUCUUAUUCUUUUAUCCCAGCGACUUUUCGUUCAUUUGUCCAACAGAGAUAAUAUCGUUCUCGAAUCGUUAUGAGGAUUUCCAAGCAAACAAAUGCGAAUUGCUGGCCGCAUCGACCGAUUCUUAUUUUACACAUUUCGCAUGGCUUUCUCUACCCCGAAAAGCUGGCGGUCUCGGUGAAAUCAAAUUUCCCAUUCUUGCGGAUCCAUCCUUGCAAAUAUCAAAAGAUUACGGUAUGCUAUUCGAAGAUGAAGGAGUUGCUUACAGAGGGCUAUUCAUUAUCGACGGGAAAGGUAUUAUCCGUCAUGUUACAAUCAAUGAUUUUCCGGUGGGACGAUCGGUGGACGAGACUCUUCGUUUGGUGCAAGCCCUACAAUAUACGGAUGUUCAUGGACAAGUUUGCUCUCUACUAAUUUACUUUUUUUUUUUCAUGGGCAAGUUUGCUCUCUACUAA